AUGGUCGAUAGUGCUUCAGAGUUGGAUCUAGAAUCCGAUGCUAGCUCCAUUGAUGGCCAUACAGGAAGAUGUGAGCAGUUACAACGGCAAGUAGAGUUAUUACAACAACAAAAUCGGAUGCUCAAAACAGAGGUUGAUCAGCUCACCCUCCGAGUGAGAAGUUUGGCCGAAAAGAAUGAACAACUCCGAAGAAAUAGUGUGUCUAUUCUGGCGCAAGCCGAGCGGGAGGAGGAAUACAUAAGUAAUACCCUUCAACGUCAAAUUUCUGAGUUGAAGAAAGACAAGGAGUCUCUCGUGGUCAAGUUUGAGGAGGAAGAGGAGCGACUCAUUAAUGAGUUAAAUCGUAAAUUAAUGCAACUGCAAAAAGACAAGGAUAGACUUGAGCGGACACUUGCGAAAGAACAAGAAGCCCAGGUAAAUAAGCUGAAGCGUCGAAUUGAAAGACUUGAAAGCGAAAGUGACUGGAAACAGCAGGUUUUGGAGAAGUUGAGACGUGAUAAAAUUGAGCUUGAAAAUGCCUUGGAGCAGGAACAAGAAGCUCUCGUCAACCGACUUUGGAAAAAAAUGAAAAAGCUGGAGGAUGAAAAACGCAUUCUUCAGGAUAAGCUGGAGAGUGUCAGUGCUCCACCAUCAGAGAGCCCGAGCGUGCAAAACAUAUCCGCGGUGGCGAUUGGCAGUGCAAACCAAGCGCAGCACUCAACCUCCAUCCCCGUGGGUUUUCUGCAGACGAGUCAACAUCGCCACUCGGCAGGUGGUUCCUUGCGCGGCUCCUCGCGCAUCCCCAUCACGGACGCACCUGGAAGGGACAGUUUUGACAGCGUUGAGUCGAGUGGAUGUCAAUCAGAUAACGCUGGACAAUCUCCCAGUCACUCGGGGGCCAGGGGCUCUCUCACUUCCUCCAUUAGUCCGCGUCCACCCCAGAGUCCCAUGGACCUUGAUGAUGUCAGCAUCCCAGCCGGCAGUCUUGUCCGAUCAGAUAGCUCUCAGUCCGGAAGUCGUUCCCACCGCAAUAGUUUCCAACCCAGCAACACUGCAGUGGCUGAGUUGACCACUGAAAGUACGGCCGCCGGAGCCACGUACGUGGCCAAACUGCGCGAGGAGGUCAUUCGUCUGCGUCGCAUUGUUGCUUUUAACCAGGCUGAGCAGGCCCUUCGCUCAAACCAGGAGCGCUCGGCCAUAGACGAAAAUGCUCGUCUGCGCCAACUACUGGAAGUCGAAGUGGAUCGCACUAGAGCUCUUACACGAGCCCUCAGCGACAGCGAGUCCAGUCUUGAGAUAGAGGACGAACGGUGUUACAACGACGCUAGGCGCUUCGCGGCGUCAUCAAAUCGUUUACGUACCACCUCCGAUGGCUGCCCCUCAUCCUUGGCACAGGGACCCUUUUUGGGUCCGGGCCAUGCCUACGCUGCGGCCGUUUUUCAGGGUCGCAACAACUCGGGUCGCAUCUGUCGAGAGUGUGGUCAGCCUCUUCCCCUUGGCAAGGCGCCUUACAAAUGUGGUGCUGUAACACCCCCACCCUCAUCACCCUCCCCCGGUUCCUUUGUUAAGCCUUCGCCCCAUGUUCGACCUCCGCACUCGCUUAGACAGUCGAAUGCCUCCGCCACAGUCACCGCCACCGGUUGUGUUACGUCAGCCACAAAUGCUCCUACCAGACACUCCGCCAACACCUCUGAAGCGGAGGAGGAGGACGAAGAGGAGGACGACGAGCGCUCCAAGACUCCACCCGCCAGCAUGACCGACUGA
Echinococcus granulosus is the source of this 1743-nucleotide messenger RNA. RefSeq names its product Coiled-coil domain-containing protein 6. The coding region runs from base 1 to 1743 and encodes 580 amino acids. The transcript has 6 exons. The record is from RefSeq and is a predicted model, not a curated record. NCBI's taxonomy places the organism in Eukaryota, Metazoa, Platyhelminthes, Cestoda, Cyclophyllidea, Taeniidae.